AUGGACAAAGAUUAAGAGACUAAUAAUUUGGCUAGCACUCCUAAAAAUACUAGAUAAGACUCUCCUUUAGAUUAUAAAGUAGAAGAAACAGAUUCAUUUUGGAAUUACAAUCUUCGACAAAAGGGAAAUCUUAAUUUACAAAAGAUAUUCGAUUAUAACCCCAAGAGUGAUGAAUUAUUUUAAUAGAUUGAGCAAAAUAUUAAAUUUCGAUUAAAGCCAUAAAUUGAUUAGGUAAAUUAUUACAAUCUAUAAUAUAAGUUUUUAAAAAUAAAUAAAAUAAAUGUAAAAUUGCUUAAAUAUCCAAAAAUUGAAUGGAUUCCAUUAAAAAAAUAAGCUUAAAAAAUCAAAAAAUCAAGCCUACCAAUUGACACUUAAGUCUUUUUACUAUUACACUACAAUCAGAAUUUUAUAAUCCACAAUAUAUCACCAUAAUCUGUGCAUUAAUAUACAAACUACUUUCAAAUUGACUAAAAUAUAAAAGUAUAUGUUCUACUAUUUUAGAGAUUAGAAGUUUAAGAUGUCCAAUUUAAAUACAAUUUUACUACUGAUUUAAGGGAAAAAUUUAAAUUAGAAAUACUGAAAAUUCCAAGAGAUGUUUGGAGAUCUUAGGAUGGUAUUAUUGAAAUGAUAAAUUUAAAUUCAAAAUUUGCUCUGCAUAAUUAUGACAUAAGUAUUUAAUGUUCUAAAUAUUUAGCCUAAUUAUAUUCAUUAUAUUUAUAUGUUGUAGAGCAAUAUAAUAUAUCUCAAUUAAAUUUAGAAGAAUUAUAAACAUUUUUAAAAGAAAAAAUAUCAAAAAAGAAUAUAUCCUUAAAAAUUAACUUAUAUUCGUUAGGUUUAAUUUUUCUUUAAUUUUAAAAUUAAUAAUUUUUCAAAAUAAAACCUACGAUUUUCCAGAAAAUAAAUUGCAUUUCACAAUUUAACCUGAAUGAAAUUCAGCAACUUUCUUAUAAAUCAUUUCAAACUCAUGAAUAUAUUGAUAAAGAAAAGGCUUUUUUGUGUAAUUCCUGCUUAAGAUUUUCAUCUAAAUGCAAUUGUAGCUUUAAUAAUCAGUUAUCUUAAUUAAGAAAUCUCUUAGAUUAUUGCUAAGCUUUAAAUUAUAAAGUAAAUGGUAAGAAAAUUAUAUGGGUUAACGAUGUUUUGUAAUAUAAUAUGAAAUUUGCAUGUAGUGUCAAGUGCUAUAAGAAUCCCAACAAUUAUAAUCAAAUUAAGAAAAACAACUUACCACAAAAUCUACUUGAUAUCAAAAAAACGAUAAAAAUUGAUUAAGAUCCUUGCAUUCUAGCUAAUGUACAUAAAUUUGACUGCUUAUAAAUUUUUCUUUUAGCUAAACUUUAAUAUAACGAACUAAGAGAUGAAUACAUAAAAGCUCUAAAGGAGAUCUAAUAUGUAAAAGAUUAAAACGCAUUAAUUAAUAAUCCAUAUAAAUCUGCGUCAUUAUAUAUAUCCUGCUGUCAUAAAUAAGAUUUUCAAUGUGAAUAAUGUAAAUGUGAAACAUUUUGUUCAAAAUAUUGUGAUUGUCCUUCCAAUUAAUGCCUAAAAAAAUUUAGGGGUUGUAAUUGCAAGGAUAGAUGCUCUUUUGAUGGCAGAUGCUCUUGCAGAAAGGAUAAUAUGGAAUGUGAUCCUUUAGUUUGUAAAUGCUGUUCUAUUGAAUCUAACUUUAUUUGUUCCAACACAUAAAUAUUAAUAAAAAAUGUGAAACCUACCCUUUUAGCUAGAUCUACAGUUUGUAGUGGACUUGGACUAUUUUCAAAACAAUUCAUAAUGAAAGGAGAAUUAAUUAUUUUAUAUAUAGGGGAAGCUAUAAUUGAUGAUGAAGACGAAAUACGAGAUUAAUUUGAUGAUGCAUUCUCAUUCUACAAUUACUAAUUAAGUGAUGAGAGAUAUUCGCUAGACAGUAGAUUUUGUGGAAAUGAAAGCAGAUUCAUCAAUCAUAACAGCCUAAAUUUAAAUAAUUGUAGAACAAAUCAAAUUUUUACUUGUGGUAAAAUUUAAGAUAAUCAUUUUUAUUUAGGUUAAUAUCAAUUGGCUAUAUUUGCUAUAAAAAAUAUCGAUCCUGAAUAAGAAAUCUUAUUGAAUUAUAAUGAAGGAGAGUCACUUAAUAAAGAAGUUCAUAAUUGGAAUGAAUAAUAAUAAUAGUUUUGGAAUUAUUUAUAUAAUACUGUUACAAAAGAAAGAUGA
Molecule: messenger RNA, 2178 nt
Organism: Paramecium octaurelia
Lineage: Eukaryota; Ciliophora; Oligohymenophorea; Peniculida; Parameciidae
Source: the annotation of a GenBank genome assembly